Hevea brasiliensis (rubber tree) is the source of this 1946-nucleotide messenger RNA. Its product is annotated as ureide permease 1-like. The transcript is spliced from 8 exons. The coding region runs from base 286 to 1716 and encodes 476 amino acids. The record is from RefSeq and is a predicted model, not a curated record. Gene Ontology annotation, cellular component: membrane. Gene Ontology annotation, biological process: nitrogen compound transport. Lineage: Eukaryota; Viridiplantae; Streptophyta; Magnoliopsida; Malpighiales; Euphorbiaceae. Gene Ontology annotation, molecular function: uracil:monoatomic cation symporter activity; allantoin:proton symporter activity.
AUAAUAAAUGCUCCAAGUCGUUGAAUUUGCCACAAGCAAGUUAUCGUGAGCACUUUAACUUGAGAGACGUAGGAUCCAAUAGCCAGUAUGAGUAGCAAAGUAGCCAGCGCUGACAGCCAACGCAGAACGUUAAAAACUGAAUCCAACCCUGGCAUUUAGAUCCCAGGAAAAUGCACUUCCCCAACAAACUAUCCCACUUUUCCGUCCAUCUUUUCUAGUGCUGUUGUUUUCAACAUGUGGAGAUCCCAUUGUCAGAAGGUCUCUAUGCGUCAGACUCUUAUUUAAAUGAUUCAGAUUCAUACUCAAUCAGAAUCAGAAUCAGAAUCAGAAUCAGAAUCUGCAUCUGAAUCACAGGCUGCUGGUUUACUCAGAUUUCCCACAUAUAUAGUUUCUUCAAUUUUGCAUUGCUCUUUGGUACAUUUCUCUUCUUCAAAUCCCGUCAUUGGAAUAUAUACUAUUUUACAAGGCAGAGAGAAUUAUCUGUCUCCAAAGAUGUAUCUAGUGGAGAGCAAAGGUGGAGCCAUAGUAUGCAUGCUAUUUUCUUUGUUUUUCUUAGGCACAUGGCCUGCUAUUAUGAAUCUGCUAGAAAGACGAGGUCGCCUUCCUCAGCAUACUUACCUUGAUUAUUCUAUCACCAAUCUCUUGGCUGCUGUAAUUAUAGCUUUCUCUUUUGGUGAGAUUGGCAAGAGCACACCUGAGUCACCAAAUUUUCUAACCCAACUUUCUCAGGAUAAUUGGCCCUCUGUUAUGUUUGCAAUGGCUGGUGGAGUGGCCCUUAGCAUUGGAAACUUGUCCACACAGUAUGCUUGGGCUUUUGUUGGUUUGUCAGUGGUGGAGGUCAUCUCUUCUAGCUUAAUUGUUGUUAUAGGAACAAUCAUGAACUACUUCUUGGAUAACAAAAUUAAUAGGGCUGAGAUUCUUUUUCCUGGGGUUGGUUGCUUCUUGAUUGCUGUUUGUCUUGGUUCAGCUGUUCAUUCUUCCAAUUCAGCUGAUAAUAAAGCAAAGCUCAAGAAUUUAUCAAAUGAUUGUCAACUCAAAACAGUGGACACAGGUUCUUCCACAACCAAGGAAGAAGAAUUUCCAAACAAUGGAGCAAAAGAUCUGGAGAAUGGAAAUGCUCCUUCAGAAAAGGCAAAAGCUGGAACUGCAGCUUUCCUCAUAGAGCUUGAAAACAGAAGAUCAAUCAAGGUGUUUGGGAAGAGCACUUUGAUUGGACUGGCUAUAACUUUCUUUGCUGGUUUUUCCUUCUCACUCUUCUCACCAGCUAUCAAUUUAGCUACAAAUGAUCAAUGGCACACCUUGAAGAAAGGGGUUCCUAAAUUAAUUGUCUAUACUGCAUUUUUCUGGUUCUCAGUCUCCUGUUUUGUGCUUGCCAUAAUUUUAAAUGUCACUUUCCUUUACCGGCCUGUACUGAACUUACCCAAAUCAACAUUGAAGGCUUAUGUUAAUGAUUGGAAUGGCAGAGGCUGGGCCUUCCUGGCUGGAUUAUUAUGUGGGUUUGGGAAUGGCCUUCAAUUUAUGGGAGGUCAAGCUGCAGGAUAUGCAGCAGCAGAUGCUGUUCAGGCACUCCCACUUGUGAGCACAUUUUGGGGCAUAGUGAUCUUCAAAGAGUAUCGAAAAUCCUCAAGAAGAACAUAUAUUUUGCUUACAAGUAUGCUGUCCAUGUUUAUUGUGGCUGUUGGGGUUCUCAUGGCUUCUUCAGGCCACCGGAAAUGAGUACUCAGUCGCAAUGUUAUCUUCUGGGAAUUACGUAAAGCUUAGAUUAUUGAAAUGGUUGAUAGGGUAGUCUAAAGCAGGCAAAGGCUGAACCAGCUUGGUCAAUGUUUGUCAGUAAAUCCAUUGUUUGGGAGAUCCUUCCCAAUAUUUAACACUUAUCCUUUGUUGCUUUGUGAUUGCAAUAACUGGGAAAUGAAAUGAUAAACGCAUAUAUCUCAGAUAUCAUGAGC